Molecule: messenger RNA, 777 nt
Organism: Cicer arietinum (chickpea)
Lineage: Eukaryota; Viridiplantae; Streptophyta; Magnoliopsida; Fabales; Fabaceae
Source: RefSeq, a predicted model, not a curated record
AUGUAUGUGAAUUCACUACCCGUAGAAGUCAUCUUAGUGAAAUUAAUGGACCAAUGGGGAGACAACAAUUAUGAAAUGUAUGAAGAAUCCGAAUUUGAAGACACUAAGAAUGACGACGUUGAACCUACUAUGGUUGAUUUGACUAAUGUGUUUACCAUCGACAUGAUGUUUGAUACGCGAGAUGAUUUAUUGAGAUUGACUGGAAAUAAUAGAAGGAAAAAUGGAAUUGUUGUUGUCAUUUUUAGAUCUGAAACUGCGACAACACGACCUAGAAUAAAGACAAAAUUAAUUAUUGGUUGUGAAACAAGCGAUAAAUAUAGACCUUCGAAGAAUCCUAAACCUAUGAGGAGUACUUGGACUAGAGAAUAUGAAUGUCCAUUUAGAUUGAGAAGAAUAUUGUCAAGUGUUGGUGGGGCAUGGUAUAUGCUUUCUGAGUGUGCUGAUAAUUUUGUGUGGACACUGCAAAUGUUGAAAGGACAUAUUAAAAGUGUUGAAGUUCAAGUCAUCGUUACCGAUAGAGACCUUGCUUUGAUGAACACAAUUCAAUAUUGGAAUAAAUUAACUAUUCAUGAUGAUGGAUCGGAUAAACUUUUAGAGUUAUCUGUGAAACAUGAAAUAGACGUGAUAGUGAAAAAACUUGAUGAACUUGAUGUAAUUGGCAAACUUGCACUUAAAGGUCUACUUGAAAUGGGUGAGAACUCUUGGACAUUCAUUCAUCAAGAGUGUGUGGUAGAGUUUCAAGAGUUCAUGUUUCAUUACGAGAGAAUAUAUGAUUGA